Messenger RNA from Aureobasidium musti, 1185 nucleotides. The record is from the annotation of a GenBank genome assembly. NCBI's taxonomy places the organism in Eukaryota, Fungi, Ascomycota, Dothideomycetes, Dothideales, Saccotheciaceae.
AUGGCCGUUUCAAGCAGUAACAUCGGUCGCAAGACGACGUCAACCAAAGAUCUGGGCCAUGUGCUCAUCACCGGAGGAUGUGGCGGUCUGGGCACACAGAUUAUCAACCUUCUGCUCGAGCGCAAUGCGUGCACCAAGCUAUCGGCCAUGGACCUUCGACCUGCCGCCGAGCCCAUCAAGGGCUGCGACUACCACUUUGGAGACCUCACGGACGAGGGUGCUAUGCGCGAGCUAUUCGUCAAGAUCAAGCCCAGCAUUGUCAUCCACACCGCCAGCCCCAAGUUCAACAUGGCCGACGAGAUUCUGUACAAGGUCAACGUCAAUGGCACCAAGACACUUCUUCGCGUGGCCUCUGAGACCGGUGUCAAGGCCUUUGUCUACACUAGCAGUGCCAGUGUCAUCAGCGACAGCGCGACCGACUUGAUCAACGCCGACGAGACAUACCCGCUUGUGACUGGAAAGGAGCAGCCUGACUACUACACCAACACAAAGGCUCUCGCUGAGAAAUCCGUUCUCGAGUACAACCGCCCUGCUUCAAACCCUCGUUUCCUUACCUGCGCACUCCGUCCGUCUGGUAUCUUCGGUGUUGGCGACCAGACCCUUCUGCCCCCUCUGCUUGGAGCAUAUUACAAGGGACAGACCAAGUUCCAGCUCGGCGACAACACCAAUCUCUUCGACUUCACCGAGUCUACCAACGUGGCCCAUGCGCACCAUCUGGCAGCAGCAGCUCUCCUGACGACUUAUGAUCGCGAAGAGGCAGGACAGAUUGCACCUCUGAGCCACGAGAGNGUGGAUGGCGAGUCAUUCUUCAUCACAAACGACUCGCCCAUGUACUUCUGGGAUUUCACCCGUACUGCAUGGAAGGAAGCAGGUGACACGACCGUACCUAGCCAGGUUUGGACGAUCCCCAAGGAUUUUGGACUGUUCAUCGCAACUUUGUUUGAGUACAUCUUCUGGAUCUUCCAGCUUGGAGUGCCGAACUUGACCAGACAGAAGGUCAAGUACAGCUGCAUGACCAGAUACUACAGUAUUGAAAAAGCCAAGAGAAGACUGGGUUACAGACCAGUUGUAGGCGUCACUGAGGGGCUCAAGAGAGGAGUGGCAGACGCCAUUAGAAGGGGAGUGAUACCCGGCAGCCCUGAAGAAGCGCAGCGUCUGGCUGCAGAGUCCAAGAAGGCGCAGUAG